UCCGUUUGUACUCCUACCAAGCAGUAUCUUACGGUACAAGAUGAAAUUCUUCCUGGCUUUCGUCGGCAUCGUGUGCCUGAUGGGUGGAAUCCACGCUCAGACUGGAUACAUUACCGACACCGUAUCAAGCGCCGUCAGCAUCUCGAAUGCGAAUCUAGCUUCCACAAUCCAACGGGUCAAUGGCACUAUCGUCGCUGCCGACCAGAUCAUUUUAGCCUCAUGGACCCAACUCGGUCAGGACUUGAUCGAUCUGUACAACUCCUACUACAACCAGUUCAAUGCUUACACUACCAUCGAUCUAAGCCCGAUCACUAGUGCCAUCAGCAACGUGCAAAGUAUGAUGACCACUAAGCCCCAGCUGCUGGAAGAUGACACCUACUAUGUCCAGGAAACAUUCACCGAAGCCCAAACGAGUGCUCAGCAGAUCCAGUAUUCGCUUACUGCAGCUGCUGUGAAUAUGACUUCCGCUUGUGAAUCCGUUUGCGAUAAUCGCUAUGUCGGUAAAUGUGCAAAGAAGUACGCUGGUCAACUGAGCACUGCUCCGAUCAGUGUUGACCGUGUCACGGAUUGUAUUGCAGCCGAAGAAACACGCUUCGCCAAUAUCGGUGCCGACGUCGCUUCGCAGUACUCGAAUGCGCUACCCAUGGCUAUGAACUACCUGUUACUAGUAAAUAUGUGCGACAUUCCAUCACCAGCGGUCCUGAACAAUCCAUCCACGACCAUGGGACCUCCGUCAAAUCAAUGUUUCACGAACUAUCUCCAGCAGUUCAGCAGCAUUCCGACAUACUUCUACUCGGCCGACUUUACUCGCAUGGCACAGACACAACUGGUUUCCUUCCGUGCCAAACGAUGCGCCAGACUGGUUGCCCUCGACAUUCAGGAUCGUAUCAACCAAGUGGUGGAUAAAUUCUACAAUUGUCUGAAUACUGGAGUUUGCUGUUCUUCCCAGCCAGCUGCAAAAGGAAAGCGGAGCAAGAAGAGGAAGAAUAAUCGGGGCCAGUCCGAUUGCACGAUUUCUCGCGACGAUGCCACUGCGACGAACGGCAGUGAUGUCGGAUAUUUCGGUGACGUUACCGACAUAAGCACGGCAAAAGUAAAUCUACCUCCGUUGGUAGUAAAAAAUGCCCUUCUUAACGAUCUCAUCGCAGAUCUGGCGUCGCUGGGCGUAAAAGCCGAAUUCAAGUUGGGCAGAGUCGGCACCAAGGUAAUGCUCCGUACGAAAGCGGAGUACGACUUGGUCGUUACCCACCUGAGGGCUUUCAAGGUGGAAUUCUUCACCCACGACCCAUUCAACGUCGUCAUCAAAGGUCUACCGAUCUUUGACCCGAAGUUGAUCGAAGUGGAUAUCAAGAACCGCUACAAGCUGGUCCCAACUGCCGUCUUCCGGAUGACAAGGAGGGACGAGAACGUCAAGAGGCAUCCGGAUUGCCUUUUCCUGGUGCAUUUCCAGAAGGGAACGUGUGUUGUCGACGAGUCGGAAACGGCCGAAUGCGCCAACUGUGAUGGCGCUCAUCAAGGGUCCGACAAACAGUGCUCCAAACGCGAAGAUUUUAAGCGGAUCCGAAAGCAGGCGUCCUCAAGAAAUCAACUAGGACGAAAGAACGACAAUACGCCGGCAUUCAGAGUGGAGGACUUCCCACGUCUUCCUGCUACGCAACACGGUCAAGCAAAUCCGCGGGUGCAAUCCGGCCCCCGUCAAGAAACGUCUGGUGCUUCUGCUGGACAAAGCUCCCCAUCCCCCCUGGAUUCUGGAGACAACCAUCAGCACAAAACGUCAAUCCCGAUCUCUUCUCUGCGGAUAAGCUGA
Molecule: messenger RNA, 1807 nt
Organism: Ochlerotatus camptorhynchus
Lineage: Eukaryota; Metazoa; Arthropoda; Insecta; Diptera; Culicidae
Exons: 4
Coding region: 41-1807 (588 amino acids)
Source: RefSeq, a predicted model, not a curated record